This is a messenger RNA of Parastagonospora nodorum SN15, 1470 nucleotides long. RefSeq lists its product as hypothetical. The record is from RefSeq and is a predicted model, not a curated record. The transcript has a single exon. Lineage: Eukaryota; Fungi; Ascomycota; Dothideomycetes; Pleosporales; Phaeosphaeriaceae. Bases 1 to 1470 code for a protein of 489 amino acids.
AUGGUCCCGCUCCCUCCAAAGACGAGGCUUAUCAAGUCUCUCGACCAAAGCGCACUCGUCGCGAGCCAGUCGAGACUCCAUCAGAAGCGCCAGCGUAUAACGCGAUCACGCCUGAAGCCCUCCACCGCCCGUCCUAGUUCUGCCUCUUCUCGACCUGCGCGAAAUACUUCCGCUCUCGCCGCCGAUCUUGCGAACUUGGGUGACUUCAAUCUCCCUCCUACCACAUACCACAAGGAUAGGUACAGUGACAGCGACAGUGGGCAUGGACGCUCACCUCCAACUCGACGCCUGCGAGCACGGAAGCAGGUCCGGCCCACCCGUAUUGAGAAAUCGCGGUCCAAGAAGACAAUUACUUCAUCUCAAAAGCGCCGCCAACGUCACCGCCCUCGCAAAGAACUUGCUGAGCUCAAGCGCUGGGCACAUUGGCAGUCGGAAGCAGUGAGCAGUUCCAGCGAUUCCGACAGCGAUGACGAAGCGACACCACGAUCCAUCUCCCGCUCGUUCCCAGCCAAGCAGGUCGGCGUACAGAACGUGCCGUGGAAACAGUUGCCCGCUGAGAUGCGGAACAUGAUCUACGAGUACUGCAUUGCAAAUGAGGAAGAGAAGGUCAUGAACGUCACGCAUUACCCUCAAGGCAUCCCCCGUCGAUCGGGUCGUGGCGCAUCGAACACCGCCAGCUUUGCGCACUCCUACUGGGGCUUCACGCAGACUUGUCAAGCUAUCCGAGCGGAACUGAUCCCAUGGUUGCUCCAGAAGCGAAAUGUUCGAACGCCGUUAGCUACUCUCAACGACUAUGUCAACACCUUCCAUCGCCCAGGCCUAGUUGAUGGCAAGCGUGUUGGCAAUGUCGAGCCAAUUUGCACUGGUGCUCCGCUUCCAGGAAAAGGCGUUGAGAUUCUCGAGUUGCUCAAGCAGAAACACGAGAGCACGGAGUUCCGACUCCAACUCAUACCCACAUCGGUCAGCCCAGUCCUCGAUGCGCUGCAGGCGAUCCCAGAUCCUCUUGCCUAUGAUGAGCUCAAGAUCUUAAACGAGAUCGAAGCUGUCUUCAAGAAAGACGCUGGUGAGAAAUUCCGCAAAGCCGGGAUUGGCUCGAUUCGCAUCCUCUCGAUAGUCAACGAGGCCAUCGGCGGUGACGUAGAGUACGAUGAAGACUUCGAGCAUGGAGAGCAGCGAUCGCACGACGUUCAAGUCGAACUCGACAUCAUCCCACCGACCGGGGCCCACACACACCGGAACAAGCAGAUCUCGGAAAUCAACCAGUUUGUUUUUGAGACACGUCUUGCCUAUAAGGAUGGAUUGCAACUGCAUGCCUAUUUCGCCGGCGGCAUCGCGCGAUGGAAAGUUCGACGCCAGGGAGUCGUCGACAUGGGUUGGAAGCAGAAGAAGAGAGGAGGCACCGACAUAUACCGGAGAUUGGCAGGACGCACAAACGAUCCAGAUAGCUUCGACGCUGAGGAACUCGACUAG